Messenger RNA from Strongyloides ratti, 1641 nucleotides. Its product is annotated as Prolyl 4-hydroxylase alpha-related protein PH4[alpha]EFB. Gene Ontology annotation, molecular function: protein binding; iron ion binding; L-ascorbic acid binding. The record is from RefSeq and is a predicted model, not a curated record. The transcript has a single exon. Gene Ontology annotation, cellular component: endoplasmic reticulum. Bases 1 to 1641 code for a protein of 546 amino acids. Gene Ontology annotation, biological process: peptidyl-proline hydroxylation to 4-hydroxy-L-proline. Lineage: Eukaryota; Metazoa; Nematoda; Chromadorea; Rhabditida; Strongyloididae.
AUGAAAUUUUUUAUAAUUACAUUAUUUGUGGUGAUAUCCACUAAUUUAAUAAAUUGUGAUGUCUUCACAUCUAUUGCUGAUUUAAAAAAUCUUAUUGAAAUGGAAAGACAAUUUCCUGAUGUUAUUGAAAAUUACAUUGAAAGUGAGAAAGAUCGAUUAGAGACAUUACGAAGAAUUGCAACACAAUUUAAAUCUGGAGAAAUGAAAAGAGAUAUAGAAAAUAUGACAAAUCCUAUUAAUGCAUUUAAAACUAUUAAAGAAAUGACAGAAAAAUUUAAUAAAAUUUCUGUUGUAAUGAAAGAAAAUAAAGGUGAAUCUUUCUUGGGAGAUUUUGCUAACUCACAUACAAGAAGUUUUCCUGGUGAUGAAGACCUUAAUGGAGCAGCAAUUGGUCUUUUAAGAUUACAAGAUACUUACAGAUUAGAUACAAAAGAACUAACUGAAGGUAUAAUUCAUGGAAAUAAAAAAAGUGAAAGAAUGACCAUUGAGGAUAUCUUUGAAAUUGGACGUCAAUCAUAUACUUCUGAAGACUAUUAUCAUUGUCUCAUGUGGAUGGAAGUAGCAAAAGAGCGUGCUUUAGAAAGUGAUAGUAAUCAUAGGUUAUUACCUGAAAUUAUGGAAUAUUUGUCAUUCUCAUAUUAUAAACAAGGUAAUUUAAAACAUGCAUUAAGAGAAAUUGAAGAAAUAGUUAAAAUUGCUCCAAAUCAUCCACGUGCAAAACGUAAUGUUAAAUGGUAUGAAGAUGAAUUAGAGAAACAGGGCGUUAAAAAAUCAGAAAUGAGAAGAAAUUUUGGUAGAGUUCAAAAUCGACGACCUGGAAGUUAUGAUGAUUCUGAAAGAACAAUUACUGAAGCAUUAUGUAGAAAUGAAGUUCCUGUUAGUGUUAAAGAAUUAUCUAAAUUAUAUUGUUAUUACAAAAGAGAUAGACCAUACCUUAUUCUUGCACCAUUUAAAGUUGAAAUCUUAAGAUUUAAUCCUUUAGCUGUAUUAUUUAAAAAUGUUAUGAAUGAUGAUGAAAUUUCUACAAUACAAGAUUUAGCUACACCUAAACUUGCUCGUGCAACUGUUCAAGAUUCAGUAACUGGAAAAUUAGUACAUGCUUCUUAUAGAAUAUCAAAAAGUGCCUGGUUAAGAGAACAUGAACAUGAAGUUGUAAAAAGAGUAAAUAAUAGAAUAGAUUUAAUGACUAAUCUUGAGCAAGAAACUGCUGAAGAACUUCAAAUUGCUAAUUAUGGUAUUGGUGGACAUUAUGAUCCUCAUUUUGAUUUUGCUAGAAAAGAGGAAGUAAAAGCAUUUUCUGAUUUAGGAACAGGAAAUAGAAUUGCAACAGUACUUUUUUAUAUGACAGAACCUGAAAUUGGUGGUGGAACAGUUUUUACAGAAUUAAAGACUGCUGUUCAACCUUCUAAGUAUGAUGCACUCUUUUGGUAUAAUUUACUUAGAUCAGGAGAAGGUGAUCUUAGAACAAGGCAUGCAGCUUGUCCAGUAUUGUUGGGUGUAAAAUGGGUAUCUAAUAAAUGGAUUCAUGAACUUGGACAAGAAACAAGAAGACCAUGUGGUUUAAAACCACAUAUUCAAGAACGGUUUGUUGGUGAUUUAGGUGGUCCAGAACCUCGAAAUGCUCCAAAUUUUCAUCCAUAA